Molecule: messenger RNA, 888 nt
Organism: Seminavis robusta
Lineage: Eukaryota; Bacillariophyta; Bacillariophyceae; Naviculales; Naviculaceae
Source: the annotation of a GenBank genome assembly
AUGAGGCGCCAGAUGGGACAAAAGAGGAUUCGGUAUGGUUGGACUUGUCCUGGUCGGAAACGAAUGCCACAAGUAGAACUACCUGCGACAAGCUGCAUGCAGCAACCACUCGUUGAUCUCCGUUCCAGAAGGAUCCAUAGCAGCAGAUAUCUUCAGCAACACGGCAACGGCGCCAGCAGUGCUAGUUAUAUUGAUCAGUGGUUCAGCUCCAUCGUAAAACCACAAGAGUUCUACGAUGCGCAUGCCAAUGACGAACCAAGACGAUACUUUUACAACAUUGACCUGCAAGGGAGAUUCUUUCUUGAGGAAACACUACCCAAAAACAUUGCUACUUCCAUCAAAGAUACUCGUUUCUUGGACUUUUUCUUUCGCCGAAUACGAUCCGUAGGGACACGAGAAUUAUCCAUUAUGAACGAAUGCGGUAUUGCACAAGAGGAAUAUCCCUUUGUCUCGUGGUGUGGCAAAGAACUCAACUUCAUCCGUCCAGCCGCCACUCCCAUUGUCUUUCACACGCACGAGAAAACGAAUGCCAGUCAACAACACUCCGGUUCUUCCCUAUUGAUAUAUGCUGGAUCACAAGCACAAGAGUUUCGAGUCGCCUAUUUGGCCAUUUCCCAAGAAUCGGGGCGAUUGUACCACAAGUGUGAUCACUUGCAAAAAGCAGCUGCCAAAGCCAAUGCAAAACCAGAACAACAACAACAAUAUGCUCUCAUUCGAUCGGCAGUGGUGGUUGCACUUUCGGAUCAGAUUGGUCCGGAUGACGGCGGAGAAAACGACGAGGGGCUAGCCUUUUUUACUGCCGACGAUGAACCUCAUCCCAUCCCAUGGUUGCCGGAGGCCGCGGAACCUGGAGCAUGGGCCAUGCCUUUUGCAGAGGGCGGUGAAUGA